Molecule: messenger RNA, 972 nt
Organism: Bactrocera dorsalis (oriental fruit fly)
Lineage: Eukaryota; Metazoa; Arthropoda; Insecta; Diptera; Tephritidae
Product: NADH dehydrogenase [ubiquinone] 1 alpha subcomplex assembly factor 2
Exons: 1
Coding region: 157-609 (150 amino acids)
Biological process (GO): mitochondrial respiratory chain complex I assembly
Cellular component (GO): membrane
Source: RefSeq, a predicted model, not a curated record
AUGCAGAGUUAGCAAGCACUUUUCUGUCAAUUCCAACACUGUGUUCGGUUUAUCAGCUGCUUAUUUUAUAUCUUUAUUUAUGCAAUACUAUUCAUAUUGCAGAAAUUGUACACAAAUUAUUUAUUAGGAGUGGUGUAAGAUAUACAUCGGUUCAAAAUGGCUCCAAAAACACCAUCCCGCGAUCUUAUUAAAAUAAUAAUCAAUAAUUUCGUUAAUUCCUUACGGCCUCGACAAAUAAAAGGAAAUUUAAUUGGGGAAGAUUAUUUCGGUAAUAAAUAUUAUGAAAUUCCUGCAAAUCCAUCAAUAGGAAAGAGGAAGCCUUCUCGAUAUUUUGUACCGACAGACAAAGAAUCGUUCGAUCAAGAGCUUACAGCUGAGUGGGAAGCAUGGCUACGUGGUCGGCGUAAUGAACCUCCUACUCGUGAGGAGUUAGUUAGGAAUUUAUCCAUAAUGGAAAUGAAGCAACGAAAUGCUGCAGAACUCGAAGCAACGUAUGGAGCAAAAGAUGAUAAAGGACAAUUGUUGCCUAAGGAAAAGGAAACGAUUGGCACAUUCCCAAAGUAUAACGAGUAUGAAAUCAUACCAGGAAAAGACCCAGAAAAAAAAUAAUCCACAAAAUGUUUUACGAAAUUGAAUAUAAUUCAUAUGUAAAUUUAUUUAAAACUUAAAGCCUGCAUUUUUUACUUUUCACCAAUCUUCGAUGUCAAGCUCUUUUACUAUGUCAACCAUUUCUUCAUGUUCCGAUUCUUCUAGUGGUACAGCAGUUUCCUGUUCCUUCUUUUGCUUUUUGCAACGUAUGGAGCAAAAGAUGAUAAAGGACAAUUGUUGCCUAAGGAAAAGGAAACGAUUGGCACAUUCCCAAAGUAUAACGAGUAUGAAAUCAUACCAGGAAAAGACCCAGAAAAAAAAUAAUCCACAAAAUGUUUUACGAAAUUGAAUAUAAUUCAUAUGUAAAUUUAUUUAAAACUUAAA